AUGGAAGAAGUUCUCUCCGGCGUCUCAGCCGACGGCUCGUCGAUCAUGCCCAAGAUGGCACCGCACCUGAGCCGACACCUGCUGUUCCCGUUGAUCCAGUUCGAGGAGCAGAAGGCGGAGGAGAAUGGCGACGACGCAACGGCCAAGCAGAUACUGUCCGGCAAGAUCAAGCUGCUCGAGGACACCAACAUGACCGACUACGUCGCCACGCUCUACUGUGACUUCCACGGCGUGGCCGACCCCCCCGCCGAGUACAUCAAGAAGAGGCAGGAGGUCCUGUCGCAGCUGGAGAAGUACGAGCAGGCCACGGCUAAGAUCGCAGACCUCUUGACCCAGGACGAGGUCGUCAACGGGCUCCGAAGCGACAAGGUUGCCAACUUGGAGUUCCUCAAGAACUCGCACGGCGUCACCAUGGAGAUGGUCAACGCCCUCUACGACUUCGGUCAGUUCCAGUUCCGAUGCGGCCAGUACGAGCCCGCCGCCGAUAUGCUCUACCAGUUCCGAGUGCUGUCCACCGAUAACGAUAAGGUCUCGGGUGCCACCUGGGGCAAGCUCGCCUCCGAGAUCCUUCAGACCAACUGGGAGUCAUCCGUCGAGGAGCUCAAGAAUGUGAGGGAAGGCAUCGACACCAAGUUGUUCAACAACCCCCGUGCCCAGCUCGACCACCGAACGAUGCUGGUCCACUGGUCUCUCUUCCCCCUCUUCAACUAUGAGGGUGGCCGCGAGCCCAUCCUGGAGAUGUUCUUCUCCGCCGCCUACAUCAACACCAUCCAGACCUCCUGCCCCUGGAUCCUGCGAUAUCUGAUUGCCGCCGUCAUCACCGGCCGCAGCCGUGCUCGCAACAGCUCCCUCCAGCAGAAGCAGAUGAAGGAUGUUAUCCGAUACGUCCGCCAAGAGGCCUACGAGUACACCGACCCUAUUACCCAGUUUGUGAACGCCCUAUACAUUGCUCACGACUUCGAGGCUGCCCGCGAGGCUCUCCACCUGGCCGAGCAGGUCUGCCGCAGCGACUUCUUCCUCGCCUCGUCUGCCGACGCCUUUGUUGAGGCUGCCCGACACCUCAUCUGCGAGAGCUACUGCAAGAUCUUCAGCCGCAUGAACAUCCGGGACCUGAGCGCCAAGCUCGGCCUCAACCCCGACGAUGGUGAGAAGUGGAUCGUCAACCUGAUCCGAGAGACCCGACUGGACGCCAAGAUCGACAGCCAGGACGGCACCGUGGUGAUGAACCACCCCCCCAACAACGUCUAUCAGCAGGUGAUUGAGAAGACCAAGGGUGGUUUCUUCAGGACACAGGUCUUGAACGCUGCCGUCUCGAAAUAG
Molecule: messenger RNA, 1320 nt
Organism: Ilyonectria robusta
Lineage: Eukaryota; Fungi; Ascomycota; Sordariomycetes; Hypocreales; Nectriaceae
Product: eukaryotic translation initiation factor 3 subunit 6
Exons: 2
Coding region: 1-1320 (439 amino acids)
Biological process (GO): translational initiation
Cellular component (GO): nucleus; eukaryotic translation initiation factor 3 complex; cytoplasm
Molecular function (GO): translation initiation factor activity
Source: RefSeq, a predicted model, not a curated record